UUUAGCACUAAGGAGACAGGAUCCCAAAUCUGGUGGAUGAAUUGUGGUCGCGUGAUCAGAGCGUGAUUAACGGUGACGACGGUCCUUCUUGACCGUCCGAUCUGUAGAGUAUCGUUCUCAGCCGUUCAGAUGGCUUGGGAUGGUCACGUGGCUUUCUGACAGACUUCAAUAUUUUUUAUAUUUCCUACCUACAAACAGUAUCGUCUGGAGAACCUCAGGCGAACCCACCGGAGCUGAAAGAAGCGGUAGAGGUCGCCGCGAGACCAAUUAGUCACUGAGUGUCCUUUGACGGCGGAGGAGGAUGAAGAUCUUCCAUUAUCCUUGCUUGGAAGACAACUACGCCUACAUGAUCAUCGACGAAGCCACGAGAGAAGCUGCAGUUGUGGAUCCCGUGGAGCCUGAGAAGCUCGUGGAGGCUGCCGGUGAGCAUGGGGUUCAGAUCAAGCUUGUUCUCACCACGCAUCAUCACUGGGAUCAUGCAGGGGGGAAUGCAAAGAUGAGGGAGAUGAUCCCUGGGAUCAAAGUCUAUGGAGGUUCACUUGACAAGGUGCAGGCUUGCACUGACAAAGUUGAUCAUGGUGACAAGAUAUCCCUUGGUGCCGAUGUCAGUAUACUGACUCUUCAUACCCCUUGCCACACUAAAGGCCACAUAAGUUACUAUAUCACUGGCAAGGAGGGAGAGGACUCAGCUGUUUUCACAGGGGACACCUUGUUUAUUGCUGGCUGUGGUAAGUUUUUUGAGGGAACAGCUGAGCAGAUGCACGAUUCACUGUGUGUAACAUUGGCUUCAUUGCCUAAGCCUACUCAAGUGUACUGUGGCCAUGAGUACACAGUGAAGAAUUUACAGUUUGCACAAACGGUUGAGCCCGAUAAUGCAAAAAUAAAGCAAAAGUUAUCUUGGGCACAGCAGCAAAGGCAAGCAGGACUUCCUACCAUCCCUUCAACCAUUGAGCAAGAGCUGGAGACGAACCCAUUUGUUCGCGCUGAUCUUCCUGAAAUCCAGUCAAAAGUCGGGUGCAAGUCCCCUGUUGAAGCUCUUGGGAAGAUCAGGCAGAUGAAGGAUAGCUGGAGAAGCUAAAAUUGCGCCGUUCGUUGUGCUGCCUCGAUCCAAUAGGCGAGAAAGGGGUAAAUCAAAACAGACAUAAAGACACCUCCUCUUCUUGUACUUGUAGCAUGUAUUUUCGUGGUUAACGAGACUCCGGUCACGUCGCCUGCAACGAUGUUUUAAGUACAUGUCUGUAUGUUUCAGUGGCAGCUACUCUAUUAAUCCGAAAUAUACAGGAGAUCCCCAGAACAACAAGCUCUCCUUAAUCCUUACCAAAUGUAUCUGUGGUUUUUUCAGCAGACUAUUCGAGCCAUUUUCCUCCAUUUGCAGCAGGGGGAAUGCGUUGAGUUAAUAAUGUUGUUUUGGACAUUUUUGGGUAGUGAGGCCAAGAGUCGGUAACAUGCAAUAAAUGAUGUGGGAUGCAGAUUGCAGACUGUAUACUAUGUGGGUCAAAGAUGUUUGGAGGAAAGUGGUAUGUCGCUGCUUCUCCACCACUCGGAUGCUCUUGCCUUGCCUGGCCGCCGCUUGGGGG
Messenger RNA from Linum tenue, 1577 nucleotides. The record is from the annotation of a GenBank genome assembly. Lineage: Eukaryota; Viridiplantae; Streptophyta; Magnoliopsida; Malpighiales; Linaceae.